UUAAAAGCAUGUCGACACCCGCCGAAGCGGCGACGACGCUUGUGUUUGUCUGCACAAGCAACACAUGCAGGUCCCCGAUGGCGGAAGCGUUGGCCAAGCAGUGGAUUAAGGAAUGCCACCCUCGAGCUCCCAGCAUCAAAGUCACCUCCAUGGCCCUCUCCGACGAGUACGAACCCCCCGGAAGUCCGGCAUCGGCGCACGCCGUCACGGCCAUGCGCCGUCGAGGUCUCGACUUGACGUCGCACCGAUCUCAGCUCGUGAAUGACGCCUUGAUUGCCCAAGCAGACAUCAUUGUCUGUGUGACUGCCAAGCACGAGCAGCUCCUGCGGAAACGCUACCCGACCACGGACGUCCCGAUUCAUGUGUUCCCACAAGAUAUUCCUGAUCCAUGGCAUCAAAGCGCAGCGGAAUACGAAGCCUGCGCGAUGCAAUUGCACGAAGGGAUCGGCACCCUGUUGCCCUUGCUUAACUUCUAACGUAACGUUAAGAAAUGUACGAAAAUAAUCUUCCA
Aphanomyces astaci is the source of this 511-nucleotide messenger RNA. RefSeq lists its product as hypothetical. Gene Ontology annotation, molecular function: protein tyrosine phosphatase activity. Bases 9 to 476 code for a protein of 155 amino acids. The transcript has a single exon. NCBI's taxonomy places the organism in Eukaryota, Oomycota, Saprolegniomycetes, Saprolegniales, Verrucalvaceae. The record is from RefSeq and is a predicted model, not a curated record. Gene Ontology annotation, biological process: protein dephosphorylation.